CCUCCUCUGGUUCAAAAACCCCCACACACUCCACCUCCUCCGCCUCCAUAUCCGGCAACCGACGGUACUCCCUCUCCCUCUCCCUCACAUCAAUAACCACCGGCGGAGGCGGGCGCGGCCACGGCCUUGCAAUCCUCACUGGUCUUACAGGCGGAAGCGGAAUGAAUGUCUCCUCGACGUCUCGAAUCUUAGUCCGACUUGUUCGGUGAGUAUCUCGCUCUCGAGGUGCAGGUGGGGGCGGAGGUUUGCGAGACGGUUGAGGGGGAUGAUAGCUUCGCGGUGGAGGGCGGAUGGAGAUGGAGGUGGUAGUGGAUGUGGAUGUGGAUGUGGAAGUAUCGCUGCAGGUGCUGCAUGUGCUCUUCGAUCUUCUUCGUCGUCUGCUGAAGUGAUGGUGGUGGCUGUGGUGGUGAUGGCGAUCGUGGAAUCGUGGUGGUGGUGAGGGGGAGGAGCAUCGGGAGGAGGAGUCGAGGUUUAGAUUGAGGAUUUUGGGGAGGGAGAGGGUGUCGGAGAGGGGGGGCAGGCACAUUAUUCUUUUUGCCUUUCGCUUUUGUGUUGUUGUUAUUUGGGUUGUAUGGGGUGGGUUUUAGGUUGAGGACGAUAGAGAAGUCUUUGGAUACGAGGUGAAUGUAGUGAAUGUACGGGUUGGAUGAUUUGAUAUUGAAAUUAAGAUCAGGCCUGGUCCAAUGCAGAAAUGGAUGUUCAACUUGGUAUCAUUUAAGAUGGAAAUCUAUAUUCAAGUUGAUAGCCAUGCGGGAAUCACUUGACCGGGGUAACCUGUCAUGCGGAUGGUCGGGCCCGGUGAUAGCGUCACCCAGGUGGAUGUUAGGAUAUUAUGAAGAUUAUUGGGUAUCGGGUGAGUGUAUCAUAUCCGUGAUAGUGCUAGUUUCGGUUUGGUCUGAAUGUCUGUCAUGGGUGCAGCGAGGUUUUGAAAUAGAGACAGAGACAGAGAUAUCGAGGUGAAGGUGGAGGUGGAUGUAGAAGUAAGUGGGAGAAGUAUGGGUUAAUACUGGUUUGUAUAUGAUGUUGCUAAGUUGGUCUGGUGACUCCUCCAUGGGCCAUGCAUAGUGGUUACAAACCUUGAUCUGAGCUACGACCAGCCAAGGCACAGCUUCAAGCUUCGAUGUGCAGAUGGUACUCCUGACAGCUCCGAGAUCGGACACCUCCACC
Aspergillus welwitschiae is the source of this 1167-nucleotide messenger RNA. RefSeq lists its product as uncharacterized. Bases 634 to 960 code for a protein of 108 amino acids. The transcript is spliced from 2 exons. NCBI's taxonomy places the organism in Eukaryota, Fungi, Ascomycota, Eurotiomycetes, Eurotiales, Aspergillaceae. The record is from RefSeq and is a predicted model, not a curated record.